GCAAGCAUCAUAAGGACAUUUCGAAAUGAGAAUCGGUAUGCCUACCUGCCUACUGUGUGUGUGUAUUGGUGGGAGUGUGUACUGCGAUGACAUGGGCCUGGACCAGGUCCCACCCCUGCCCAAAGACACCAACCGUUUUUAUGGCCGCUACAACAAGAUCCAACAUGUCAAGAACACAGACUUCAUCAACCUCAAUAAGCUCCAGUCCAUUGAUCUAACUGGAAACCAGAUCUUAUGGGUGGAUGAGGAUGUGUUUCGCUCGCUGCCGCAGCUGCAGGAGUUACUGUUGGCUGAUAACAACCUGCAGGUCAUGCCCGAGCUGCCAGUCACCAUGAAACACAUUGAUCUGCGCAACAACAGGCUGACCAGUAGUGGGGUACAUUCUGAGGGAUUCAAGGAUAUGAGCCAACUGGAAUUCCUCUAUCUGUCCAACAAUAACCUGGAUUACAUUCCUACGCCACUGCCACUGAGACUGAGAGCAUUACACCUGCAGGUAGAAUCACAUCUAUGUCAUAGUUCUUCUCUGCCUGGCGCUGGAAGGUCUAUGACCGUCAUCCCCAUCAACGCAUAG
Molecule: messenger RNA, 571 nt
Organism: Micropterus dolomieu (smallmouth bass)
Lineage: Eukaryota; Metazoa; Chordata; Actinopteri; Centrarchiformes; Centrarchidae
Gene: optc
Product: opticin
Exons: 5
Coding region: 26-571 (181 amino acids)
Molecular function (GO): protein binding
Source: RefSeq, a predicted model, not a curated record